GUAGCUUCCCACUUACUGAAAGAUGUCAGCAAUUGGAGUAGUGUCAUCUUGUUCCUGUCUCCGUCCUGGUGUAUGGCUGCUGAAACCAGGAAUGCAGAAGAUGAGCUCCUUUGGCUUACAUACAGCAGCCAGGUGUGCUGCCAAGGAUUAUUAUGAAGUACUUGUGUUGGGUGGAGGCACUGGUGGAAUCACCAUGAGUGCUCGCAUGAAGAGGAAAGUGGGAGCAGGAAAUGUGGCUGUUGUUGAGCCAAGUAAGACUCAUUACUAUCAGCCUCUGUGGACGCUGGUUGGCGGUGGGGCAAAGCAACUGGCAACUUCUGCGCGUCCAACAGGAAGCGUAAUGCCUGAAGGUGUUGAGUGGAUCAAAUCUCGAGUAACAGCAUUGGAUCCAGAUAAGAACUACGUCUGGCUGGAGAAUGAUAGCAAGAUAUCUUACAAGUAUCUGAUAAUUGCCCUUGGGAUUAGUCUACAUUAUGAAAAGAUCAAGGGCUUGCCUGAGGGUUUUCAUCACCCUAAAAUAGGUUCCAAUUAUUCAGUUCAUACGGUAGAGAAAACGUGGAAAGCUUUACAAGAUUUCAAGGAAGGAAAUGCUAUCUUCACUUUUCCAAAUACUCCAGUGAAGUGUGCAGGGGCUCCUCAGAAGAUCAUGUAUUUAUCAGAGGCCUACUGGAGGAAAACAGGAAAACGUUCCAAAGCAAACAUAAUGUUCAACACUUCACUUGGUGUCAUUUUUGGUGUUAAGAAGUAUGCUGAUGCAUUGCUUGAAAUAAUAAAGGAGAGGAAUAUUGCUGUUAACUAUAAGCGCAACCUUGUAGAAGUUCGAGCAGACAAGCAGGAAGCUGUGUUUGAAAACUUGGACAAACCCGGAGUGACUGAAGUUCACCAGUAUGAGAUGCUUCAUGUCACACCCCCAAUGGGGCCACCUGAUGUACUCAUCAACAGUCCUGUCUCAGAUGAAAUUGGCUGGGUGGAUGUAGAUAAGGAAACUCUACAACACAAAAAGUAUCCUAAUGUAUUUGGUAUUGGAGACUGCACCAACCUUCCAACAUCGAAAACUGCUGCAGCUGUAGCUGCCCAGUCUGGAGUGCUUGAUAAAACUAUUUCCCUAGUAAUGAAGAACCAGUUGCCAACUAAAAAGUAUGAUGGAUAUACUUCCUGCCCACUAGUAACAGGCUACAACAAGGUGAUUCUAGCAGAAUUUGACUACCAUGCUCAGCCUUUGGAGACCUUUCCCAUUGACCAGAGUAAGGAGAGAGUAACCAUGUACCAUAUGAAGGCUGAUAUGAUGCCGUUUCUCUAUUGGAAUGGACUACUUAAGGGAUACUGGGGAGGACCAGCUCCUGUCAGGAAGCUAAUGCAUCUGGGCUUGAAGUAACUGCUGGUUCUCAGCGUUGGUCAAACCCUUUUGAAGAAAAAGGACUGGUCUCAUAAUAGAUCAAUACAUAUCUUCCCUCUUGGACCACCUAGGAGACUUUUUUUUUUAAUAAUAAAGCUUUUGUCCUAAAUUCACUUUUCCCCCCUACUAGGGAUUAA
This is a messenger RNA of Cariama cristata (Red-legged seriema), 1533 nucleotides long. It is a transcript of the gene SQOR, whose product is annotated as sulfide quinone reductase-like (yeast). Gene Ontology annotation, molecular function: sulfide:quinone oxidoreductase activity; FAD binding. The coding region runs from base 23 to 1375 and encodes 450 amino acids. Gene Ontology annotation, cellular component: mitochondrion. Lineage: Eukaryota; Metazoa; Chordata; Aves; Cariamiformes; Cariamidae. The transcript is spliced from 9 exons. The record is from RefSeq and is a predicted model, not a curated record.